GGAAAAUGAGUCAAAGAAGUUGGGCCAUACCGUGCUUCAUUUAAAAAUGUUGGAGUGGACUAACAUACAUUUGUCACUUACAGAUUCUUUCUUCUAAUAUGUAUAGGUUGGUAAGGUACUACGCAUACAAAAAGCUUCAAGGAAUGGAUCUUCUAUAUACUUAUCUGAUAGUGAGCAUGGUUAUUCAGCUCUAACCAUGGAUGAGUGUCGUCUAUGGAAAGAAACUAAAGAUCUUGUAUCAGCCCCAACAAGGGAAAUAGCAAAGCAACUAUACGUGAAGCAUGUAAUCUGCCCACUGUUAGGUCCUGAAUAUGUUGAUGCUGGGAUUCGUGUCCUUGUAACCCAGGAAUUUCUAGAGUUGGUUGAAAAGAAUGUUCUUUGUCAGCGUCCUGCUUCGCGAGUUGAUGCUGCCAAGGUCAACACCCUUUGUAAUUCUGCACUUGUUAUAUCUGAUCAUUCAGUUUUCCCCCGUGGUAAUCUUAAAGGUGAAUUCUGCAUAUCUGUUGAGAUAAAGCAGCCAAAAUGUGGAUUUCUUCCAGUUUCCAGAUUUAUAUCCGAGGAAAAUGCUGUUAAAAAGAGUAUAUCUCGUUUUAAAAUGCAUCAGUCAUUGAAAUUGCAUCAUAGAGAGAUAUCAGAAAUAAGUGAAUAUGAUCCACUUGACAUGUUCUCUGGAUCCAAUGACAGAGUACAUAAUGCAAUGAAGGCUCUCUUUGUUACUCCUCAGAACAAUUUCCGUGUUUUCUUGAAUGGUUCCCUCAUAUUUGGGGGCUUGGGUGGUGGGGCAGAUAGUACUAGUUGUAUGAUUGGUGAAGCAUUUGAAGAUGUACUCAAGUGUGUGAUUCGGGCAAAUGAUGGCCUACGUACAAUGAAUUUCCUACACCUUGUUACUGAAGCUGUUUUCCAAUCAGGAUUACUAGAUCGCCUUCUCAAAGUCCAGAAGCUUGAUAUAUUUGACAUAGAAGGGGCGAUUCAUGCUUAUUAUGACAUUGUUUCCCAGCCUUGUAUGGUGUGUAGAGAUUUGGGUGAAGACAAAUUGGCAAACAUGUAUACCUAUUUGCAUUCAAUGCCUUUGGAUGAAAGCUUGAAGAUUGUAAGGGACUAUUUGAUAGCUGCAACUGCGAAGGACUUGAGUAUUAUGAUUUGUUUUAGAUCUAGGGAAGAUGGGGAUGUGAAAUCUCCAUAUAGUGGUGUAUUUCUUGAAUCAACCAAACAAAGUUUUGAUUACAAGGCAUCUUUUAUUGACCUGGAUAUGAGACCAUUGAAGAAGAUGGAACACUACUAUGAAUUAGACAAGCAGAUAGUCAGCUUCUACACUCAAGUGGUGAACAGAAAGCAUCAAGCGGAAAAAGUUGUGAGCAUUGAUGCUAAUAGAACUGCAUAUUCAGAUCAGUCCAACACCAUGGAAGAUGUUUCUCAUGCUGGAGAUCCUGCUGGUAACAUUUAUGGGAGCUUAAUAAGAAACUCAACGAGAAAGAGACAUAUUAUAUCAGACUCUUCCUCUGCUACAAUGAGAGUGACAUAUCAACUACUUCAGUACCUUUCCAUCUUGAACCCACAUGACCAAUUUAUUUAUACAGCUGGAUUUUUUAGUAACCUUGUGGAAGUGGUGGGUGAUACUGAACUGCAAGAAAAUUGAUUUACCUUUUCCUGGUGAAAUCAAUUUCCUAAGCAGAAUUCACUGCAAAACUAGUUUUAAAUUUUUGGUGAGCUCUUACAAACUCAAUUAGCAACCAUACUUGUCAGAUCUGUGAUCUUUUGUAAUUCAACUUUUAUCCUUCAGCCAUGAAGUUGAGCUCUGUAAGGUGUAAGUUUUUGUUGUUGUAAUAUACUGUACUGUAACAUAGUGUACUCUUUUGACUUAUUCCAAAUAAAUUUGUGCUUUGUUGAAUAUAUGGUGUAUUUGAGCUGAAAAUUCUACCUUGUGGGUUGGCAUGGAGCCUUUUAAUCAAAGUGUUGGAAAUAAUUUAUUGUGUAUGUAUGCACAAUUUGUGGCCCUGGCAAAAUAUUUACACCAAUAUAAAGCUCACUAUUAUACAUAUAUAAACGCGAAUAUGCAGAAAAUUGGAAACAAGAGUGAGAGCUAUCUCAGAGACUAUAGAGGCACGCUGAUAGCAUUGCCCUUGAAGGUUGAUUUGUGGCCUCUCGGAACGAAUGAUUUGGUGUGUAAGCUUCUUUGGAUGUGUAUGCUAAACUGCCAUCUACACUUUUAUGAAGUUAUCUUUUUUCUCUUUCAUUUUAGUGACUGACUACAAAUGUACCCUUUGGUCUAAAAAGUUCAGAAUUUCAUUCAGCUGAUGGAAAGCUAUGGUUCAAUAAAAGCUUGUGCAUGAACAGGUUGUUUAUCAAAAUAUAUUGUUUAAGAAUGCAAUUAUGUUAUCUCUCAUUGUCUUACCAAUUAAUUGUUAGAAAUAGGAUCGAGUGAACUCUGUACUUUUGAGUGCACUUUAAUGCAAAUAUAGAGCAAUGUACUAGUGACCUGCCUUGACAGAGCAUGGAAUCAGAAUGCUGAAUGCUGGAGUGAGUUUUUGGAUCAGGAAGAGCAAUUGAUAUUUAAGGUUUCAAUGCAUCAUGGCCGAGGCUGCUGAGCAAGCGUCAGUAUGGGAAUUAGCCUGGCAGAAUGAUCCAAUAAUUGGAAGCAGUCUAGCAGCAGCUGAUCACCUCUAAUGCUCCUGAGCUAUUUACUCGAGAAAACAGUAGUGUCAGUGGAUCUGCUUUGUUCCAAAUGCAGGGUGAAGGUCAUGAAAUUAAUUUCAACAAUAGAAGGGAUAAACUCUAUUGUCCUUGACCCGGCCAAAUUCACGGUGACCGUGAUUGGGGAAGCUGAUCCUGCGUGCAUCAUUAACAAGGUGAGGAAAUUCAGAAAAUCUGCACAGAUCAUGAGUGUAGGUCCUGCAAAGGAUGAGAAGAAGGAUGAGAAGAAAGAUGAGAAAAUUCCUUCCCUUCCAAAGACAUGCCAGAGAUGCGAUGUUUGGUACGUGAUUAACGACGAUGCUUAUUACAAUCGCUGUAACAUUCUAUAAAUUAUGAUCGAGGCCAAUGUUUCAUGUAUGUUUUAUAGAAGAUCCUCCCCAACAUGGUUUCUUCUGCAAUAUCGACAAUUUCUUCCUCAAGUUUCAUGUGUUGUGUAACAAUACUUUGAGCUGAAUACAUUUGCUCAUAGGUCUCAGUAUGUGGCAUAAACAACUCUUGUCUAGACUCUGAAAUGCUUUUUGACGUUGCUGAGCCCGUAAAUAGUUCUUUUCAUAUUAUUCAAUAUGUAGAUAGGAGGACGAUAAAAUGUUUUUCUUUUAGAAAUUUCAAACAGAAUCAUUUACAAGAA
Messenger RNA from Camellia sinensis, 3319 nucleotides. NCBI's taxonomy places the organism in Eukaryota, Viridiplantae, Streptophyta, Magnoliopsida, Ericales, Theaceae. The record is from RefSeq and is a predicted model, not a curated record.